CCUUGCCGUACAAAGCCAGCCUUAGAGCCAAAACAGAAACUGCACACCAACAAGCUCUAGGGUCCUCCCUUUCCUCCCCGGCGUCUAAAGGGGCGGGUGGAAGAAGAGGCGAGGGCGGGGCUCAGCCUUUCCUGGUAUCGGAAGCCGCCCACGUUGAGGACACAGAGGAGUCUUGCGGGGUCUCCUAGGUGUAGUCGCGGCGGUGGCUCUUCUGCGGGAAGAUGAUGGCGUUCGUCCCAAGCGGCCCCGUGGCCCUCUGCGCCUUUCUGUUGCUGCUGCUGCAGUCCGGCGGUUUCUGUGAAAAUUGCAAGGCAUACAAAGAUUCCAAUAAUAAUUUAUAUUCAGAAAAAAAAUGUCCAGACUUCUGCUGCGGAAUCUGCACCUACCGAUAUUGUUGCUCAGAGACUUCUCUGCAACUUGAUGAAGAUGAUCAACUUAAAUGUAAUUUGCAGCCAUCAGAAAGGACAGAUCUGCCAGUCAUGGGAGAAGCAAUGAAACUGAGGGACUAUGAUUGGGAGUAUUCUCCUCCCAGUUUUGGAACAUUUUUAGGCAUCGGAAUUGCAUUGUUCGUUCUCUUUAUGGUGAUUGUCAUUCUCUGCUUCACAUGUUCAUGUUGCUGUUUGUAUAAAGCAUGCCGAUCACCACGUCGGCCUGUUGUUACCAAUACUACAACCACAACAGUGGUGCAGGUGCCAUAUCCUCAGCAGUCCGGACCCCCACCAGGUUACCCUACAGGAGCAUAUCAAGGAUAUAAUCCUCUGCCAGUGCAACCACAACCUGGAAUGCCAGUAGCACCCUACCCAACCCAAUACCCUCCACCUUAUCCCACACAGCCGGUGGGACCACCAGCUUACCAUGAAACAAUGGCAGGUGCUGGGAUUCCUGUAACACAACCACCUUAUAAUCCAGCUUACAUGGAUCCUCCAAAGCCUUCUCAUUAAAUUGAUGUAUUGCAGCUUUUCUAUGCACAAACUUACACAGACUGUCUUGUGGCACACUUUCUAAAUACUACUCUGUUACAUAGAGAGAGAUAAAAUAAUCCCAGAAACAGUAGUCUUUGAAAAUGCCUUAAGUACCACAAGAAAAAAAAGAUCCUUCACUUGGAUUUGCUUUCCUAUACCUCAAGCAAUUAAAAUAAUCCAGACAAAUAUAUAUAAAAGGAUUAAGAAGGAGCACUUGAGAAUGGGAAUUAUAGAUAUGUCAUACAAUACUUUGAGGUAUCAUAAAAGAUAAAGGCCCUGAUAAGACAAAUCGCAACAAUUUAUUGCUGUAACUUUGCUAAUCAUUAUUACAGUUUAAAAAUAUGUACCUCUUUAAAGGUCUUUGUAAAAACAGGAUAAUUUUUCCAAUUUAUUAUCAUAAAGUUAGUUAAUGAAAAUAAGUAAUUUCAAGGGGAACUGGUCUUGGGUAGGAUGUUGUUUAGUCUUUGGCAAGAAAUAACAUAAGAAUAUUUCUGUAUUUGACCUGUGGCCAACUGUCAUUGUCAUUCACUUCACUAUAACCCUUCUAAACUUUCUAUGUGGAUUUCACCACACAGCUCCAAUAUUCUGUUUACUCCUAAUAAGAAAUGUUAUCUUUCUGCUGAAAAUAUACCAGAAAUCAAGUAUCUAAUUAAUACUGCAUGAGGAUUCUUGAAUGAGAAUAUUAGUGAUCUUGGUUGCAUCAUAUAGUGAUGUUUUGUAGCAAGUUGAUUUCUGCCAUUUGAGAAUAAUUCAUUUUUCAUCCAAUAAGUAAUCUCUCCAUCCUUGCCUACUAGACUGCAUAAUGGAGCAAGUUCUAACCAUGAAAUAUAAUCUGAGUUCUUUCCCGGAACAUAUCAAUUAUCUUUGGUGUUUCGGAAUGUUUAUAUUAAGUGAAACACUUAAUUUGAAGGUGUAUCUUUAUUCUCUUCCAAAUAUUACACAAGAGGAACAUCUACAUUAAAACCUUUAAAGACGAAAAACAAGCCCUAUGUAUUACUCAACAUUUUGUUCUUUUAUUCAGAAUGGUAAUUGUUCUGUGGGAGGUCUGGCAGAAUUUAUGAAAAUAAUUAUGAGUGAAAGAACAUUUCUUAUUUGUAUGAUAAAUUUUGUAAAUAAAAUUAUGCAAUCAGUUCCUGGGGUGCUUUCAGCACUGCAGACUGUACAUGCCAAAUAAAGAAUUUAUACUUUAUAUAAAUUGGGAAUGGAAAGCAACCUAAAUUGAAACUGAGCAUGUGUGUGUGUGUGUGUGUGUGUGUGUGUUAUUUUUUAAUUACUGCUGUCCAGAGGUAGAAUACUUCUAAGGCAUAUGAUAUUACUGAUUUUAUAUUGUUGAAUCGGUGUCCAACCACCUUAAAUUCUUUGCUUGGAUCAAUGGUUUGUACAAUUUUAUUACUUACGUUACACCUAUAUACUGAAAAGAUUUUUUAAAUUUCAUUAUUUACGCCUUUUAAAAUGCUAUUUUUGAACAAACGGUUGUGUUCAAUUCUAGACACUUGCUGGAAGUCUGUGCUUCACUCUCAUAUGUAGUAAUUGCAUUUCUCAAAAAUUGUAGCUCUCUAUAAUGUACUUAAAAGAUGUAAUUUAGAGCGUAUCAUUACUUGAAGCCUUCUGUUCUUCUUUACCUUUCAUUUCUAGUAUUACUUUGCAUACACACUCUCGAAAUCUAUUUAGGGUACAUAAAAUAGGCAGUAAGAGUAUUUUGCUUUUUGAGCUCUUUUUUUUUAAAAAAAAUUGAAAUUGUGAACCAAAAGCCAGACUGAAUAAUAAAUAUCCAGCAACAUAAACCGCACAAACAGUUUUGUUUAUCCAAGGAGCUCAGUACAGUACUGCAAUAGAGGUACCAAGAACAUCACAACCCACUAUUUGUAUGGUGUGCAAGCAAGCCGUGAAGAGCCAUGCAACCAGUCUAUGUACAUCUCUGAUUCUGGAGCUGCAUUUCUUCAUUGAUUGUAAUUCUUGCAUUUCUCCAUGUGAGCAAGCUAUGCUUUCAGAAGUGUUAUUGUAACAUUUGUGCCUUACAUAUUUUCAUUGCAUUUUUCUACUCAAGACGUUACUUGUAAAAUGGUAAAUCUGUUUACAUAGGCAUAGACCUGUAGGAGACUACAUUGUAGGAGACUACAAUGCACUUUUUCCUAUGUGUAUUGUCCAGAUUAUUAAAAUGUAAAACAACAAAGGUUUUCACUCUCACGCCAAGUUUUAACCUGGAAUGUGAGCAAAGCCUGUAAUAUAUGUGAUAUUUCUUGGUGACAAAGAGAAAUAUUUAUCGAUUUCCAUAUGUUAAAAAGGGAAAUAUGUCUAAACUUUACUUUUCUUUUUGAUGUGUUAAGUAGCAACAAAAUGCUGAAAAACCUUCCCCCUCUCAAGAAAAGCCUCAAGGAGAUGAUGGUAGGUCUCUUAUUUCAGCCUGGCUAUUAUAGUGCCAGCAUGCUUGAAACCUGUCCACGCCCCAUCAUAAAGUUAUUACAUCAUAGUACAGCUCCACUCACCUUCAUCCCUAUACUAUAGCCAUUAUGUUGAUUUAUAGUAUGGAACCUAUAGCAAAUGUGAUAUUAUUAAAGCCUGUAUUCUUACUCUGGCUUUCACUUUGUUCUCAGUACUCAGUAGAGUGGGGUCUUUUUGUCUACAAAAACUGUCGACAGAUUGAAUAAUUUCUGCUCCAUUGUGACCCAGUUCAUAUAGUCAUAUGGUUUCUGUGGAAAUAUUAUGAAUAACUUGUCUAUAAAAGUAUUUGCUUUUGUAUUGACAAUCCUGCAGUUACUCAUAGGAGUUCUGUUGACCUCAACAGUGCAUGCAUGUGAGUAUUCAGGCCUGAGAAACUUUGUGUGUAGAUUAUUAUUUUUAUUGGUGUGGAAGGAAAAUUGAAAAUAAGCUUGAAAUUGUAGGUGUUCUGUGUUUAUUUUUUUAUUGUUAAUUCUGAAAGUGCCUUUUUGCGAAGUUUUCUAACUGCAUUAGUAUCGUUGUCAUACUAUAUGAAUGAUGUACCAUGCAUUUCUUUUUGGCUCACUUUUUAAAUAAUUGUGCUUUGUUUCUCAUAGUAAACAAGCUCUAUUCAAAACAA
This is a messenger RNA of Hemicordylus capensis (graceful crag lizard), 4020 nucleotides long. It is a transcript of the gene SHISA5, whose product is annotated as shisa family member 5. Bases 222 to 941 code for a protein of 239 amino acids. The record is from RefSeq and is a predicted model, not a curated record. The transcript has 6 exons. Lineage: Eukaryota; Metazoa; Chordata; Lepidosauria; Squamata; Cordylidae.